Molecule: messenger RNA, 4106 nt
Organism: Nannospalax galili (Upper Galilee mountains blind mole rat)
Lineage: Eukaryota; Metazoa; Chordata; Mammalia; Rodentia; Spalacidae
Gene: Zbtb7c
Product: zinc finger and BTB domain containing 7C
Exons: 3
Coding region: 318-2318 (666 amino acids)
Biological process (GO): regulation of transcription by RNA polymerase II
Molecular function (GO): protein binding; DNA-binding transcription factor activity, RNA polymerase II-specific; RNA polymerase II cis-regulatory region sequence-specific DNA binding
Source: RefSeq, a predicted model, not a curated record
CCUUGCCUGGAGAUAAGUGGUAAGGCAUUUUGUGAAAUAUUAGAGAAAAAUAGAGGAGUAGGAGAGACCCAGGAGGGAAAAAAAAAAAAAAAGGAGAAAAGAAAAGCUCCCCCACCGUGUUACCUUCCCCAAAGAGCUGAUUUACACGUUCUGAAGUGAAGCAGAAAAAGCCACUGGUGAAAUUGGUGCUUGUCCUGUGCUUAGCAGUACAGGUGGACCAAAAGGGCUGCCUGCCAAGUACUUCUGGUUGGAGGGAGGGGUGGGAGCGCUCACUCCAAACCACUCCUGGAAUGGCUUAACUCGCCCAGCGCGAAUCAAUGACAACCUCUCGCUGGUUGUUGCAAGCUCCCGGAGCAGCGCUGUCGCGUGGAUCCCAGCGUCGGACCCUGGCGGCCCUCAGGACACAGCCGGGUCACCAGCGAGGCGUCCCGGGGGAAGCCAGGGCUCUGGCUAAGAACAUGGCCAGUGGCAUUGACGAACUCAUCGGCAUCCCCUUCCCCAACCACAGCAGUGAGGUGCUAUGCAGCCUCAACGAGCAGCGGCACGCAGGGCUGCUGUGUGACGUCCUCCUGGUGGUGCAGGAGCAGGAGUACCGCACGCACCGCUCAGUGCUGGCCGCCUGCAGCAAGUAUUUCAAGAAGCUCUUCACGGCUGGCAGCCUGGCGAGCCAGCCCUACGUCUAUGAGAUCGACUUUGUCCAGCCAGAGGCCCUGGCUGCCAUCCUGGAGUUUGCCUAUACCUCCACGCUUACCAUCACCACCUCCAACGUCAAGCAUAUCCUCAAUGCUGCCAGGUUGCUAGAGAUCCAGUGUAUCGUGAAUGUAUGCCUAGAGAUCAUGGAGCCUGGUGGUGAUGGUGGUGAGGAGGAGGAUAAGGAGGAUGAUGACGAUGAUGAGGAUGAUGAUGACGAAGAAGAUGAAGAGGAGGAGGAAGAGGAAGAGGACGAUGAUGAUGAUGACACUGAGGACUUUGCUGACCAGGAAAACUUGCCUGACCCCCAGGACAUCAACUGCCCCCAAAGCCCCUCCAAGACAGACCAUCUGACAGAGAAGGCCUAUUCAGACACACCCAGGGACUUCCCCGACCCCUUCCAGCCCGGUAGCCCUGGCCAUCUGGGGGUGAUCCGGGACUUCUCCAUUGAAUCUCUACUGAGGGAGAACUUGUACCCCAAAGCCAACAUCCCUGACAGGAGACCUUCUUUGUCUCCAUUCGCACCAGACUUCUUUCCACACCUAUGGCCAGGGGACUUCGGUGCCUUUGCCCAGCUGCCUGAGCAGCCCAUGGACAGUGGGCCACUGGAUCUAGUCAUCAAGAACCGCAAGAUCAAGGAGGAGGAGAAGGAGGAGCUGCCCCCACCCCCACCACCACCCUUCCCUAGUGACUUCUUCAAGGACAUGUUCCCUGACCUGCCAGGGGGGCCACUGGGCCCCAUCAAGGCAGAGAACGACUAUGGUGCCUAUCUCAACUUCCUGAGUGCCACCCAUCUGGGGAGCCUCUUCCCACCCUGGCCACUGAUGGAGGAGCGCAAGCUGAAGCCCAAGGCCUCUCAGCAGUGCCCCAUCUGCCACAAGGUCAUCAUGGGGGCUGGGAAGCUGCCAAGGCACAUGAGGACCCACACGGGGGAGAAGCCGUACAUGUGCAGCAUCUGCGAGGUCCGCUUCACCAGGCAGGACAAGCUGAAGAUUCACAUGCGGAAGCACACAGGGGAGCGGCCCUACCUGUGCAUUCACUGCAACGCCAAGUUCGUGCACAACUACGACCUCAAGAACCACAUGCGCAUCCACACGGGCGUGCGGCCCUACCAGUGCGAGUUCUGCUAUAAGAGCUUCACGCGCUCCGACCACCUCCACCGCCACAUCAAGCGCCAGAGCUGCCGCAUGGCACGGCCACGUCGCGGCCGCAAGCCAGCCGCCUGGAGGGCCGCCAGCCUGCUCUUCGGGCCCGGCGGCCCCGCGCCCGACAAGGCGGCCUUCGUGAUGCCGCCCGCGCUGGACGAGGUGGGGGGCCACCUGGGCGGAGCGGCCGUGUGCCUCCCGGGCCCCAGCCCUGCCAAGCACUUCCUGACGGCACCCAAGGGCGCCCUGAGCCUGCAGGAGCUCGAGCGGCAGUUCCAGGAGACGCAGAUGAAGCUGUUCGGGCGCGCGCAGCUGGAGGCCGAGAGGAACGCGGGCGGCCUCCUGGCCCUGGCGCUGGCCGAGAACGUGGCCGCCACGCGGCCCUACUUCCCGCUGUCCGACCCCUGGGCCGCGGGCCUGGCUGGCCUCCCUGGGCUCGCUGGUCUCAACCACGUAGCCUCCAUGUCUGAAGCCAACAACUAAACUGGCCCUGGUGCACCACCCCAGUCCCCAGCCUGUCCUAUCCCCUCUAAGGCCCAGCCGGCCCCACCCUGUGGAUCUGAACUUUCUAUUUUGCAAACACAAAGGGAAAAUAAGAAGUAUAUAUAUAUCUAUAUUAGCUGCGAUGGUAUCUCCCAGGCCUCGGAAGGCAGUGCCUCUCUUUGGCUGGGGCCUGAGCUGAGUAUCACUUCCUAAAGGGUUGGGAGCCACCAUCUCUCUCCCCCUUGCUGUCUCUGACACAGAAACACACAGACUGCCCAUGCCACAGAUGGCCACGCUGGUGCCAGGGGCACCUUGCAGUAGUGUGGGACUGUAAGGAGGGACCACUCGGCCAGAAGGCAGGCUAGGUAGAGCCAGCAUGAGGGCCAAGUCCUGGUCAAGCACCUUGAUUGUGCCAUACUACCCAAUGGGGGAGUCCCUCCCAACACUGCUGUGGGGGUCAAGUUCCAGCUUAGAGGUCCUGGGAUCCAACUGAUCAAUGCCUAUCUGUCAUGCUGACAAAAAUGUCCAAGUGGGAAGAAGACCUCCUGCAGCUAGGAGCUGGCAUGGAAUCUGUCCGUUUUAAUUUUAUUUGUCCUAUGACCUUGGGCAGGUCAAUCCUCUGUGCCUCAGUCACCCUGCUGUGAAAGGGGGUGGUAACUUAAUUUCCCUCCCCCACGUUCAUACAUUGUCACACCUGUUCCUACAAAGAAAGUCUUGGAAAGUAGGAGUUUGCUCUCCCAGAGUUCCUGGGGACACAAUCUAUCUUACUAGCUUGGUUUCAAUCCCUCCACCUGGACAUAAACAUGUUAGUCUAAGUGAGAAAUACCGCUGGUAGAGCUACACAGGGAUUGACAGAGAGAUGGGCAGGGCUUUAGGAACUCCGAAUUCUGCCCUAUUUCCUGACAGGCCAUGGCUAUGUCUGGAACCCUAGGAACAACAGUCAGCAUUUGCCCACCCCCAUUCACCCCUUGAGUGCUGUACAGUCUCCUGGAGCUACCAUGCAAGAGAUGGGACCAGCUUCUAACGCCCACCAACUACCCGCCUUCCCCCAUUCCUGAGAGUAGCACAGCACCUAGUCACCUAGGGCUCAACUGUUUGCUUCUUGAGUGGGGCGCUUUGCUGGUGACACCCUUCUAUUGUGUUUAAACCCCUCACCCUGGUCCCAGCAUUUGACCAAAAGGCUGCCGUACAGGGAGGUGGAAGUCUUUGGGUUGUGAGGGGCUCUGGGUAGCAAGUCAUACUUUGCUGGCUCUGGGGUUGGUGACAGCAAGACGGCAUUGCUGGUCCAUGCCUUCUUGAGUUUGCAUCAGUUUCUCAGGAACCCAGAGAGAAAAAUCCACCUCCUUGGGAGGGCCAGGCCUGGAGUCCCAGAUCCCCGUGCUGUGUGUGCAUGAGACUUGGCUUCCAUUGCCUUGGCUUUUUUCUGUGCAAAUACGCAAACUAAAAGGCCAGAGAAGACCACAGACUCUCCAUCUCACAGCUCUUGCUCCCAUAAGAGACUCCCUAUCUGCUAGUACCACCAAGCUCCAGUCCAUCCCAUCUAGGUGGAUUUGCCUCAGACACCCUCAUCAGUCACUUGCUGGGCAGCUGCCUCUUAGACCCCUGUCUACAGUUCAGGCUCAUUUCUGGACCUACCAGCCAACAUGCACAUGUUCCCCCAUCACCAAGUGACUGCGGCUAAACCAAACUUAGAACCAACAAAGGAACCAAGUGGAAUCCAGUGGUGUCGGGCUUUGGUUUUUAUUUUGUAAAGGUAAUGAGUUCUUAUAAACUCACUUUUUCAGAUGA